This is a messenger RNA of Mya arenaria, 2064 nucleotides long. Its product is annotated as calmodulin-A-like. The coding region runs from base 146 to 592 and encodes 148 amino acids. The transcript is spliced from 5 exons. The record is from RefSeq and is a predicted model, not a curated record. Gene Ontology annotation, cellular component: myosin II complex. Gene Ontology annotation, molecular function: calcium ion binding. Lineage: Eukaryota; Metazoa; Mollusca; Bivalvia; Myida; Myidae.
UAAAAUCCCCCUCGAUAACCUCUUUGGUGUCUAUAAAAAUAGUUGUAGGAUAACCGGUCUGUGUGAUCUCGGAUAGAGGAAGAAACACUCAACUCAUCUUUAUUUCCCUUUUAGGUAUUGCAAAAGACACACAUCAGGAAUAAAUAUGCCUGGACUCAACUUGAACCCCACACAACAAGCCCAAUUGAAAGAGGCGUUCGUUAUCUUUGACACUGACCAGGACGGGAAAGUGGACAGGAGCCAGGCCACCCAGAUCAUCCGCUCUGUUGGCAUUUCACCCACAAACGACAACUUCUCUGACAUGUUGGGACAGAGCGAGCGUUUGUUCAGCAUGGAAGACCUGAAGCGUGUCAUUCAAACGAAGGCGCCAGCGUUGGAGACACGUGAAAGUCUCCUUGAUGCGUUCCGCAUCUUUGACAAAGAUGGUAAUGGCUACAUUGAUGCCAAAGAGUUACGUCACGUGCUUGUGCACCUGGGAGAGAAGCUGAAGGAUGACGAGGUGGACGAGAUGUACCGGGAGGUAGAUAUCACGGGAGAUAACCAGAUCAUGUAUGAGGAUAUUGUACGUGCCAUCGAAUCCUGCAUGAAUUGAGAGAGACAGAUGAUGUGAUCUGCCACCGACCAUCAAAAUAAUAUAUUAUCAUUCCAUGUUUGGUGGGGAAUAGCUGCAGUGGAGGAAUGGCUGGAAACCAGUUUUAAUUUCAUCUCAAAGGCUCUUUAAAAUACAUCUGCUGUCUUUUUAACCCCUCCAUGUUGUACAAACAAUGUGGUCUUAGGCAAAUCAGAGAGUCUGAGACUAAUGUUACCAGUGUUAAUUUAAUGCAACUGUGAACAUAGAAUUAACAAUUUUAAAUUAUGAAAUUAAAUCAUGCUGAUGCUGUAUCAUAUUUUUCUCAAAGUAACAUUUUUGUCCUUUAAUUUGUUGUUGUGUAACUAACAAAGUUGGACGAUCCUAAUAUGUAUACAUAAAACUGGCUUGCAGUGAUUCCCUCAGCUAGUUUUUGCUAGACUAUGUGUUUCUGUUCUGUUACAUGUAUUUAUAUAUUGUUCCUGAGUUGCCUGUAUUUUCAUACUUAAAAUCCAAGUUCUGUGUUGCAUAUAUCAUGUUAACUAUAAACAAUCAUUAAAAGCAAAAGAUACAGUUUUUAAUUUGUUAAAAUUAUUAACUGCAUUCACUAUAAUGUUCUUGGUAAAAGUUCAUCAAGAACCCUAGUUUCAUACCUAGGGUGUAAUCUCUGACCCUAAUAACUUGGGUAUUAUCUCUGACCCUAUUAGUAUUCUUGAUGAUUGUACCCCCUGGUGACCAAAAGAUAACCAUUUUUAGCCGGAUUUUUUAACGCGAAAUUACAGUUUAUAGAAUGGUGGGUGUGCUGGCCAUUUUUCAAGUUAUGGCGUAACAAUUCUGCAUUUUAAUUCCAUGUCAUAAAUUCAAUAGUUUUAUCCAAUUAUUAUGAAACUAGGUUCGAGUACUUUUCUGAAUGUUGUCUUCAACAAUUAUGAAUAUGUGUCACCUCAGGUCAAAAACUAGCUCACUAGGUCAAAUCUUAUAAAAAAAAUCCCCAUAAUACUUUUUUAAUAAUUUUUUCAUAAAUUUGGUCAGAAUAUUUAUGAAUACAGGACAUUUCUUUUUAACCUGUCGUUCAGCUUCAGUAUAAUCAAAACAAUAAAUGGUAGUAAAAAGCAAUUUCUAAUUAUUGCCCACUAAACAAACAUUCUAUUGAAAAAACGCCAUUGUCAAAAUAAAAUAUCCGGCUAUAAUGUGGCUUUCUUGUUAAGUUCAAACAUCAAUUUAUAAUGCUUUUAUUUUGUAUUUGUGAUUUCAUUUGUUCUAGCAAGCUUAAUGAAAAAAACUAGGAUGUUUAUAAUUUCUCUACAAAGGUUGUGAUAACAGUGUGAAAUAUUUAUUGAUGUACAUUUUCAUUAUUAUCGAUUGGUUCUUACAUUUCAUCGUAUUGAUGAUAGACUUACAUACGACUACUUGGCAUGAUAUUUGUGUUCAGAAAAGGGACUCGUAGAUUUUGUAUGUGUUACUGUGCAUUACGCCAUAAAGCGAACAAAAAUAGA